CCAGCACUGCCCGGCCUUGCGGUUGUUGUGCUUCCUGUCCUCCACGGCUCUACGCGAGAUCUGUCUACUCCAACCUCGUCUCCUCUGUCCGUUCAAGAGUGACCGUUCUUCCGGUACCCUUGCCACGGAGUUCUUCGUCUCCCUCGGAGACGCCCGGCUGAUCGUUAACCAGCUAGUCUAACACAGCAAGAGCUGGCAUACUACAAGUUUGCCCCCCAGAGCCCCAGGUCUCGCUCGUCAUGCCCUGCUUCCUGUACUGGUUCACGUUCGAGCGCUGCUACCACAGCUCCCUGCUCAAGGCCCACUGCACCGACACGCCGUGCACGCACAGCCCGAGCGAGAGGCGCAUAAGCGACAGCCAGCUCAAGGUGACCUUUCACGGCAAGUGUGAGCGCUGCGUGGAGCGCGACGCCGACGCCGAGCAGGCCGCGCGCGACGCCUACUACCGCGGCAAGAGGGAGGCCGCGGCCGCCCGCUGGGCUGCUGCUGCUACUGCUGCUGUUGUUGUUGAGGAUGAUGGUGGUGAUGAUGAUGAUGAGCACCGGCACCGGCACCGGCACGAGGCCCCUCCGGCCAUGCUCAUGGACGUUCUCGGCUUCAGGGAGUCGUUUGAGAGGUACGAGCGCAUGCAGAAGCGCAAUGCCAUGGUCACCGAGAUCAGGCUGGCGAGGGACUGGGCGGGGAACUACGCCCUGGGGGCAUAUUUCCUGCUGUACGGGCUCGACAGGAUGCGCCUCGCGCACGAGGACCAUGUCGCCGCGCGGGCGCACGACCGGGCGCUCAUGCAGGAAGUGCUGGACGCCGCGGAGGAGAGGCAGCGGCAGCGACAGCAGCGGCGCGCGCUCGACGACGACGACGAGGUGGGCGGUUCAGACCAACGAAGCUCGGACGAGCACCACGACGACGACGACGACGACGACGACGACGACGAAUACGACGACGAGACGCUGGCCGAGGAGAUUCUACAGAUGCGGGAGCGGCUCGACGAGUGGGACGCCGACGACAGAGGGUGGGUGAGCAGGCAGGCCAUCACCGAGACGUGGUACGACCACCAGCGCUUCGUCAUGACGAUGCUGCGCGACACCACGCCCUUUUGGGUCACCGUCGUGGUCGACGCGACGCGCACGCGCGAGGAGCUGAUCGCAGCGCACGAGUGGUGGAACGAGACGCGCCGGCGGCUCAGCUUCUGCAGCGUCGAGUACGGCUACCUGCUGACGAGCAGCGCGCCCGAGGUCAACCGCAGCAGCGGCAACGGCACGGCCAUGACGGACGUGCUGCUGCAACAGACGGGGCUUUUGUGAUGCGGCGCUCUCUCAUAUCACGGAUCUCUGGAGCCUAGACCAGACGGACUAAGCACUCAGCUCUGUCUACCUAAAGGGCGAUGGGUUGAUUGCCUGGGCUUCAUCCACAUUCACUGGAAAGGGACCGAAAAGGGGUGCGGAGGAAAAUAAAGGUAUUCAAUAGAUUGGACGAAAGAGGGUGAGGUAUAGAUUAUAGGUCCGACCACGCGGUGAGACUCUUCCAUCUGAACGAGUGGUCCUCCUACUUUACCCCUAUCCCAGUCCGGUUGUUCCCCAACUCUAGUGACGCCAACACCGCAUCCUCGACAUCCUCAAGCGGAACUUCAAUCUGCUCACCCUCGUCUUCAUGUUCAAGAUGCAUAUCGCUCAUCUCUUCGCAAAUUGCACUCGCCGACCCUCCCCCCUCCUCGUGCUGCGGCAGCGGCGCGCUCGGUCCAACCACGCAGACCUCGGUUCCCUGCCCUCGCCGACGCAGCUCGCGACUCUUGCUCCCGCAAAGAAUAUCCAAGAAGCGACACCAUUGCUUGAACGUAACUGAAUGCGUCGUUGUGUGUGUCCCUCCCGGGCCCCUUUUCACGGUGAGCUCAACCGUCCAGGCCUGCGAGUGCCACCUCGCAUGCGAGUCCCAUGACGAGUAGUACCUUUUCUCGUCCUUUUCAGACACCUGGUCGAAUGGUGGACUGGCCGGAACCGUUGGUCGACGUCUCCUUACCCGGACCGGCUCAUCGGGGUUGUCCACUGCCGUCUCCGAUGAUGAUGAUGAUGAUGAUGAUGACGACGACGACGCCGUGUCCAUCUUUGAAAGCGUAGCCUCGGGUUCAAGUUCCGGUUCGUCAUCCGCCAGUACCGUCUCCCUCCACCUUUCAGGAGUUACCGG
This is a messenger RNA of Purpureocillium takamizusanense, 2178 nucleotides long. RefSeq lists its product as uncharacterized. The coding region runs from base 240 to 1301 and encodes 353 amino acids. NCBI's taxonomy places the organism in Eukaryota, Fungi, Ascomycota, Sordariomycetes, Hypocreales, Ophiocordycipitaceae. The record is from RefSeq and is a predicted model, not a curated record. The transcript has a single exon.